CAGGAGAUGAUUUGUUAUCGAAUUAAUGGGCAAAUUAAAGGAAUUGAAACUACUUUGGUUAAUGAAGCCAGCAAAUUAACUGAAAGCAAAAUAAAAGAUCUUAAUGAAGAACAAGAAAGAUUAAGAAAGGAAACUGAAGAAUUAAGGAAAAAAUUAGGCGAGCAUGAUGCAGCUUGGUGA
This is a messenger RNA of Dentiscutata erythropus, 180 nucleotides long. The record is from the annotation of a GenBank genome assembly. Lineage: Eukaryota; Fungi; Glomeromycota; Glomeromycetes; Diversisporales; Gigasporaceae.